AUGUCCGAGUCCAUGGUCCAGGGAGCUAACCAGGGUAUGUCUUGUACAGAGGCUCCUCCCAAGCCCGAGGAGGCAGAGGCUGAGCCCUUCACAGACUCCUCUCUGUUUGCACACUGGGGCCAGGAGCUCAGCCCCGAAGGCCGGCGCGUGGCCCUGAAGCAGUUCCAGUACUACGGCUACAACGCCUACCUCAGUGACCGCCUGCCCCUCGACCGGCCCCUGCCCGACCUCAGACCCAGUGGGUGCCGCAACCUCUCGUUCCCUGACAGCCUGCCGGAGGUGAGCAUCGUAUUCAUCUUUGUCAACGAAGCGCUCUCGGUGCUGCUGCGCUCCAUCCACUCGGCCAUCGAGCGCACGCCUCCACACCUGCUCAAAGAGAUCAUCCUGGUGGAUGACAACAGCAGCAACGAGGAACUGAAGGAGAAGCUGGCGGAAUACGUGGACAAGGUGAACGGCCGGAAGCCCGGCUUCAUCAAAGUCGUGCGCCACAGCAAGCAGGAAGGCCUCAUCCGCUCCAGGGUCAGCGGCUGGAGGGUGGCCACUGCCCCCGUGGUGGCACUCUUCGAUGCCCACGUGGAGUUCAAUGUGGGCUGGGCUGAACCUGUACUCACCCGCAUAAAGGAGAACCGGAAACGGAUCAUCUCACCAUCCUUUGAUAACAUCAAAUAUGACAACUUUGAGAUAGAAGAGUACCCACUGGCCGCACAGGGCUUUGACUGGGAGCUGUGGUGCCGCUACCUAAAUCCCCCCAAGGCCUGGUGGAAGCUGCAGAACUCCACGGCCCCCAUCAGGAGCCCUGCCCUCAUCGGCUGCUUCAUUGUGGACCGGCAGUACUUCCAGGAGAUCGGCCUGCUGGAUGAAGGCAUGGAGGUUUACGGGGGCGAGAAUGUCGAGCUCGGGAUCAGGGUGUGGCAGUGUGGCGGGAGCGUGGAGGUCCUGCCCUGCUCGAGGAUUGCCCACAUCGAGCGAGCCCACAAGCCCUACACAGAAGACCUCACUGCCCACGUCCGCAGGAACGCCCUCAGGGUGGCUGAAGUUUGGAUGGAUGAAUUUAAAAGCCACGUCUACAUGGCAUGGAACAUACCCCAAGAGGACUCAGGAGUCGACAUUGGGGACAUCACCGCAAGGAAGGCUCUGAGGAAACAGCUGCAGUGCAAGACCUUCCGGUGGUACCUGGUCAGCGUGUACCCGGAGAUGAGGAUGUACUCGGACAUCAUUGCCUAUGGGGUGCUGCAGAAUUCCCUGAAGACAGAUUUGUGUCUUGAUCAGGGGCCGGAUACAGAGAAUGUUCCCAUCAUGUACAUCUGCCAUGGAAUGACACCCCAGAACGUGUACUACACGAGCAGUCAGCAGAUCCAUGUGGGCAUCCUGAGCCCCACAGUCGAUGACGAUGACAACCGGUGCCUGGUGGAUGUCAACAGCCGGCCACGGCUCAUCGAGUGCAGUUACGCCAAAGCCAAGAGGAUGAAGCUUCACUGGCAGUUCUCUCAGGGAGGCCCUAUCCAGAACCGCAAGUCCAAGCGCUGUCUGGAGCUACAGGAGAACAGCGACCUGGAGUUCGGCUUCCAGCUGGUGCUGCAGAAGUGCUCGGGCCAGCACUGGAGCAUCACCAACGUCCUGCGGAGCUUGGCGUCCUGACCGCCCAGCGCCGCCGCCGGCCGCCCCUUUGCUACUGUGUAGCACAUGCUGCGACGUUGCCUGCUGUCUGUGUGGGGUUGUUUGGAGUCUGGGGGAGCCAGGUUGGCGGGCCCCCAACAAGAGGUUUUUAUUUCCUAUUCAAUUUUCAUGGAGUUUAUAGCAAGAUGCUAAAUGGUAGGUGAGGGUAUAAUUAUCAUGAACUAUUUUACAGCUGUAAAUAGGGGACAAAUGGAAAAUAUUUAUAACUGACAAUAAAAUAUGAUUGAUUAAGAAAAGGG
Propithecus coquereli (Coquerel's sifaka) is the source of this 1916-nucleotide messenger RNA. Its product is annotated as polypeptide N-acetylgalactosaminyltransferase 18. NCBI's taxonomy places the organism in Eukaryota, Metazoa, Chordata, Mammalia, Primates, Indriidae. The record is from RefSeq and is a predicted model, not a curated record. Bases 1 to 1638 code for a protein of 545 amino acids. Gene Ontology annotation, cellular component: Golgi apparatus. The transcript has 11 exons.